Molecule: messenger RNA, 1347 nt
Organism: Prunus persica (peach)
Lineage: Eukaryota; Viridiplantae; Streptophyta; Magnoliopsida; Rosales; Rosaceae
Product: mediator of RNA polymerase II transcription subunit 18
Exons: 7
Coding region: 476-1129 (217 amino acids)
Biological process (GO): regulation of transcription by RNA polymerase II; termination of RNA polymerase II transcription
Cellular component (GO): core mediator complex; mediator complex
Molecular function (GO): transcription coregulator activity
Source: RefSeq, a predicted model, not a curated record
UUUCUUUACUUCAUAAAAAAGGAAAAUUCAACUCCUCCAUAAAAAAAGUGCAACUUGCCUCAACAAAACCACGUGUUUUGUUAAAAAAGUUGGAAGCGCCUUAGAAAAACAACGCCGUUUUGUCAGACGAUUAAAAAAAUAACACACGCAGCUUCUCUUCUUCCCCAGCAAGCUCUCCUCGUCCUCCUCAGGCUUUUCAUCAAACGGAUGGUGGGCAGUUCAAGGGUCACACCUCCAAGCCUAUUUCCAUGACUGUUAAGGGGUCGGUUGCCCUCUAUGACCUCCCAAGUUUCCUCCAUAUCUAACCAAUUUCUGUUUCUGGUUCGAAUUUUUGUGAGGUUUUGUUCAAUCGUAGUUUGAAGAGGCGUAGCAGCCAGAAUCUGAGGUCCCAUAGGAACCCCUCUUUUUUCUCCAUUCUUUUAGCUUGCUGCUGUCGCGCCGGAGCUGCAACUACCCGAUCAACUGUACCAACUUGAUGGAGUGCGUGGUUCAGGGAAUUAUAGAAACACAGCAUGUUGAGGCCCUUGAGAUUCUUCUUCAGGGUCUUUGUGGUGUUCGCAGAGAACGUUUGAGGGUCCAUGAGAUAUGUCUUAAAAGUGGCCCGAACCUUGGGGCUGUAGCUUCAGAGGUUCGACUUAUAUGCAAUCUUGAGCAAACUGAACCAACAUGGACCGUAAGGCAUAUAGGAGGUGCAAUGAGAGGUGCAGGUGCCGAGCAAAUUUCAGUUCUAGUAAGAACCAUGGUCGAAAGCAAAGCAAGCAAGAAUGUGCUUCGCUUAUUUUAUGCACUUGGCUACAAGUUGGACCAUGAGCUUCUGAGGGUGGGAUUUGCCUUCCAUUUCCAGAGGGGGACACAGAUCACUGUGACUGUGUCAUCAGUUAAUAAGAUGCUACAACUGCAUGCCACAGAUGAGGCUGUCCCUGUAACUCCCGGGAUACAGUUGGUAGAAGUGACAGCCCCUGCUACAUCUGAAAACUACACUGAAGUUGUAGCUGCAAUAUCAUCUUUUUGUGAAUAUCUUGCACCGCUCCUGCAUUUGUCAAAACCGGGCAUUUCAACUGGGGUUGUUCCUACUGCUGCUGCGGCUGCUGCAUCUCUUAUGUCAGAUGGUGGGGGUACGACCUUAUAGCAGAAGUUGUAAAUUGCUUUGAUUUAAGUAUCUCAUGUCAAUGUUGAAUGAUAUAUAUGUAUCAUCUAUAGCAAUCAGAACUGCUUGUCAAACUUCAUGUUAAUUCCCCAAAGUAGUUUUUCCAUAACUUGAACUUUAGAUAGUUGUGUUAGUGACAGUUCCUCACAUGUAGUCGUGAUCGUCAAUGACAAUCACAGCUCUCUCUUUUCCCUAGGCAA